Messenger RNA from Dioscorea cayenensis subsp. rotundata (Guinea yam), 700 nucleotides. Its product is annotated as cysteine-tryptophan domain-containing zinc finger protein 3-like. The record is from RefSeq and is a predicted model, not a curated record. Bases 5 to 700 code for a protein of 231 amino acids. NCBI's taxonomy places the organism in Eukaryota, Viridiplantae, Streptophyta, Magnoliopsida, Dioscoreales, Dioscoreaceae. The transcript has 6 exons.
UCUCAUGUGCUUAGAAUUAGAAACACUUUUUACUAAUUUUGGAGUUGCUAUGGCAAAACAAAGUCUCAUAAAGGAAGCUAAUGACCUACAAAGAUCAGCUCGCCACUUGAUGGGUCAAAUAAGUGCUGUGGAGAUUAGUGAGAUAUAUUUCAAUGCAGGGCUCAAGUACCUCCAUGGUGCUUACUUGUCAGAAAUUGAUCAACCCAAAGGCUCUUCACAAUUAGAAAAACUCAAAAUAUAUCAAAUUUACAAGAGUGCUUCAACCCUAUUUAAGUUAUGUGGUGAGAUCGGUGAAAAGCACAAGAGAGCUGAACUAUCUGCACUUGCUUUUAAAUGCAUGGAGGUCUCUCAAUUCAGAAUUGUCUACAAUAUACAAGAAUUUAAAAGCAUGAAGAUAAGGGAAGAGAGAAAGAUGACUUCAUCAGUAGAACAUCUGAAAUACAUCAAUUCUAAUCCCUUUGCUUUAAAAGAUCUUCUCAACACUGUGGAGGCCAUGGAUGUAGCUAUGGAUGCAUCAAGGAGAUCACAAAGUGCAAUGAGAGAAGUUUCUCAAAAGCGCAAAAGAAAUGAAAUUAAUGAAAUUUUGGAUUCAAUUAAAAACGUUUUGGAUUUUAGCUUCAAUGAUGUUCCUCACUUUUUGCCUGAGCUUCUUGUUGAUGCUAUACCAGGCCAACCACACACCAUAAAAACAUUUCUUUAA